AAUACUCGUUUCUUGUGUAUGUGCGUUUAUUAAGAGAGAAAGGUCGUGUGAAAGAGUAUCAUACUGCGUCUCUUAACCUUCUAGUAGUUAGUUGCUGUUCCUCAACAGCCUGCUAGAGUGUCAUGAGCUUUCCUGCUCUCGCUAUCCCGGACGCUACCACUGCUAGGCUCAAAACUAAAAGUAUUGCAAUGGCUGAAUCUAAUCACAGUGGUAGUACUAGUAGUAGUAAUAAUGAUGCUUCGGUAAAGAGGCUAGAAAGACCGAGUACUGGAGGAAAGGAGCGGAAACUCUCGUCCUCACAGCUUGAACUUAAUCGAUGUCUUGAGACAGAAAAUAUCGACAGUGAACCUCUUUUAAAACAAUACUCAUGUGCUUGGCAUAGAGAUGGUAGUCUACUCAUUCAGGGUCAUUUGUACAUCACAGCCAAUUACGUCUGCUUCUAUUCCAGCAUACUGGGCUGGGAGACAAAGCUGGUUAUUAAAUGUCGCGAGGUGAUACAGAUUUUCAAACAGAAGACGGCUCUCAUCAUUCCGAAUGCUAUUUCCAUCACGACUCUACAACAUGAAUUUUUCUUCACAUCAUUUAUUCAUCGCAAUAGUGCUUUUAGAGUACUACAGUGCACAUGGAAGAGCAGCAUGAACGGAAUUAACCUCACAAAGCCUGACCUAAUAAGAAUGAUACAGUCGAAGAAAGAAGGAGGCGAGAAUGGGAGCCUAAGAGGAGAUGGAAGCGCUAAUAAUCUCAUCCUUACAACGACUGAUAACGAAGAGGACCUAUUAUCCACUGGUGGCAGCAAUGAAGACAUAAGCAGAGGAACUGGUAGCACAAGCAUGAUUUCCGAUCCUGAUCAAACCGAUAACUCAUCUAUCAAGCUUCGGGUCGGAAACACUCGUCUCGAAUCGACGAGCGAUGACACUGAAACUGAUUCGUGCUUGAACACUCAAUCCGUGACUAGCACUGGAAGUACUACCUUUACCACAGAUGGACUAGAGGAGGCUGGGAGUUUGAAGAGAUCUCUGUCUCUCAUGAGAUUAAACUCAGAGGAAUUCGGUGUCCUGGAAGAGGUUGAUGGUGCGGCUACACCCAAUAAAGAUAGUAAAAGUGAAGGAUCUCCCGAUGCUUCUGUUGGCAGGGACAAUUUGAGCCAGCUGGUACAGAUAGGAGGAUACGGAGUCUCUUACUCUCAAUUAAUCAAUACUUUGAUCAUUGUGCUGAUCACUGUUCUAGUUUUCUCAAUGUUAAUAUUAUUAUGUAAACUAUCUCAGCUCGAUCCUAACCUCAAGGCGUGGUUGUCGUGGCAGCCGUGGUGUCAGGUCAUCUGCAGCUAGUGUUGUCGAAAUUGGUCACUGCCAAUUUAAAAAGAAAAUUUAUAUAGACUAUUUGUCCCUUCUCCACCUCCCUCUCCCUCUCCCUUUAUGUAUUGUGCUUCAAAUUAUGCAUUUCUCAUUUUUGUACCAUUAAACAGACUGGCUCUACAUUGUAUAUUACUGAAAUUUUAAUAGAACAACAAUCUGUACAAC
Molecule: messenger RNA, 1520 nt
Organism: Amphimedon queenslandica
Lineage: Eukaryota; Metazoa; Porifera; Demospongiae; Haplosclerida; Niphatidae
Product: GRAM domain-containing protein 1B-like
Exons: 8
Coding region: 123-1328 (401 amino acids)
Biological process (GO): intracellular sterol transport
Cellular component (GO): endoplasmic reticulum-plasma membrane contact site; plasma membrane; endoplasmic reticulum membrane
Molecular function (GO): sterol binding; sterol transfer activity
Source: RefSeq, a predicted model, not a curated record